AUGACCAUUCCUCUUUCAAGGUAGGCUGAAUUGUAAGGCUGCAGGAUUGCAGGUGCAUUUUAAAUGCCUAUAUAAUAACUUCAUUAAUUGAACAUACUGUUAAAGAGCUGGUACUUGAAAAUUGUAUCUAUAGAAAUAAUUUGGACAAAUAUAAAUCUUCUGCCUUCCUUAAAAUUACUUUUGACUGUGUGAUUAUAAUAUGUUAAUGUGAAUUGUAUGUACUAAUGUGGAGAUAUUUUCAAGCCUAGAAACCCAAAUAAGACUUUCUUUAGAGAAAGUUUUGAUAGUUCCUUAAUGUGAAUAUAUACGAAUCAUUUUGUAUAAAACAUUUAAUGGUAUUUGUAGAUAUUCAAUGUUUAAUGAUUGAUUUUACUCAUGAAGCAAUUUUUAUGUUUUACUGAUUUAUUUUACAUAAUUUUCCAAUUUUUGAUUUUUUGUGUACGUUGUAGAGUUUACAGUAUCCCAGACAAUAUACACGUAUUUUUACUCAGUUUUCAAUGAAAGGAAGGUGUUUUGAAUGGCUUAUGGUUUUGACUGUAUUGCAAAGCACUUUUGUUAUUUCCUCAUGGUAACAGUUAAAGUAAUAUUCUCUGCCUAUUGUCUGCAAUAUGGUAAAUAUUUUGGCACUGUGACUUAAGCACAGUCCUGCAAAUUGCUCAUUUGCAGUGGGACUGGAACAAGUUAAUUUCCAGAUUAAAAUGUGGUCAUGGUAGCAGAUUUAUGAGUAUUAGCCUAAUUUUCUAAAUGAAAACUCAAAUCAUUCAAUUUUUGUGUUUUUAACUAUAACAUUUGUAUGACAUGGGCUCAGUUUGCCGUUUCUUUCCUGUAAAUAUGAUCAUAAACAAGCUUGAGUUUAAAUCUAAACCUUUAAUAUUCUUCCACUGAAACAAUUAUUUAGCUAUAGUUAGCCUUUAAAUUCUGAACAGUGUAUUGAAGACCUAGCUAUACCCUACCUACUUUUGGUCUUUGAUGAUUUUUCACAUUUGAAUAGCUAAAAGAUGCAUUAGUUUUCAGUUGGCAUAGCUAAUACAGCAGAGAUUCCUCUGCAAAUAAGUCAUCUGUUUUUCUCCAGAGACACUAGAGAUUUAUUCAUCGAAUACAAUUGCUUCUAUGACAAGCAUCAUUAUCAUAUGAACUUCUGUAGCCUGAUCAAGCUUGCUUUUGAAAUCAGUAGGUUCUUAUCAUUCUGCCACUUCCCCCCCGCCUAACAUACACCACCCUUUAGUACUGGAAAUCUCUUCCAGAAUUUUAUCUGCUUCUUUGAAAGCAUUGGCUAAAUUCUCAUAUGUACUGUUUGCCCAAAUUAUCCUUUAUACAGUUGCCCCCAACACACAGACAUUCAGCCUGAAGUAUUUAUCAAGUUUCUUCCCAAGCAUUCUUUCACAAAAUAGGCAGGGCAAGGUCUUUUGCCUCUGUAGGGGAAGUGACAAAAAUCUAAAAGGAACGCAGUGGGAAUAAGAGUACCUACUUGUUUUAGACAGUUUUUAGUUGUUGUUGUUGUUGUUGUUUUGUACAUGGAAAUUUAUGAUUAUAUGCAUAUUAACUUCCAAUAUUUAUGCUAAAAAUGAGCUACCUAUAGUCUAAUAUAAAGGAAAUUUUAAAAAUCAACACAUAAAAGCAACACCGUAACCAUAUUUUAACGUAGUUUAAAUGCAUCUUUAUGCAUUUUUAAUGUGCACACAUAAGACUACCCCUUUAGUUUUAGUACUGCUUAUGUAAAUGAUAUUUACAGAUUAUUGACAAAGAAACACAAAUUGUAUUGUCUAAUGAAAGAAUUAAGCUAAACUUGCAAACUCAUAUUUAUGGAAGACGAUGGAACAAAAUAUGUGCAUAUGCAGUACCUGACAUUAAGGGCUAAGUUUCUAGACCGGUUGACACCAAGGAAGAAUGAAUGUCCUGUGUUUCCAUCACUUUUCAAAAGGAAAAAUACAUGUGCCAAAUAUUUGACUGUGGUUGACUGCAGAUGCUAGAAAAGGUGGGUGAUACUACAGCAUAUAGGUGCAAUUGGCAUUGUAUGAAGUUUUGCAUAACUGAUUGCGCCUGGUACAGUUUCUGUCUGUAUCUAUCUUAGGUAUUUACAAGGCAUCUGUCACCUUGGUACCUAAGCAGUUUGAAAAAUGCACCCACCCCAGGAGGCAUGAUGCAGAUACAGGCAGAGGCCCAGGUCCAGAGCAGCAGAGGCAGGUCCCAGGAAGCUCCCCAACUGUGGUACCGCUGUUGUUGAGCUCCUGGCCCACUUGUUGUGGCCAAGGAACAUCUCCACCUACCUGUCAGCAGGAAGACGGUACCCCACCCCUCACGUCCAGCUCUUCUGGUGGGGAAUCUGAAAAGGAAAUAUAAUGGAAAAGGCAACGGUCCAGUAGCAGAGGUGAAACAGAAAUGGUGGGAUUUCAAAAGGAGGGAUUCUUAAAGAACAGCACAUCUCAGGGGAGGGAUCAACUGCCAGUCCAAGUGGCAGAUGUCACUGGGGAACAAGAUGGGGAGGUUCCUGGAUCCUCGGGGCAAGCUGGCCGUCACCGAGGGAGCUCACCGUCCACGCCGGCCGAAGAACAGGAAUCCUCGGUGCCUGCCUCUGAUGAAGACUCACCGGCCAGGACCACAGAGAGCUGGCAGUGGCCGUUGUCCUCAUCUGAAACGCACAGCAACGUUGGGGAAGAUUUUGAGGGAUUUCAAACACCAGCGCGGACUCCAGAGUGUACCAUGGACAUACAGUCUCCCGGGGAUCAGUCACUCAGUAGGACUCCUCAGUUUGAAAGUGACUCUCCUGAGGAGGAGGGCAAUGAUGAAAUGAAUGAAGAGCACCGCGGUGUUGAGCCUGUCCCUAGGGAUCGGGGUUGGAGAGGGCAGCCCCAGCUAACAGAGGGAGAGAAGCUGUUGAUGGAAACCAACAGUAGGAUUGUGCAGCUGCUGGAAAAUAUCAAGAGGGAGCAUGCACAGUCCAUGGGUCUCAUGUCACAGUCCAUGGGCCGCAUGGAGCUGCAGCUGGGCAUUGUGGCUACCUCCACAAGAGCCAUCCAUAACUACCUGUCAGAGAUUUUAGCUUUCCUCAAGCAGCCAAGGACACAGGUCCUUGAAACACGCAUCUCCCAAAGAGCCACCCCCCACGUCGAGUUAACCUGUGCCUCGACAUGGACUGGUGAGGACGCAGUGGCAGCCUCCACUGUGUGCUUACCAGGGGCUGAAGGGACGAGCGACUCUCGAGAACCACCGCAGGCCACUCUGCCUUGUCGCAGUGGCCGGCUGCAGAGAGCCAUAACCGAGAGGGCCUCAUUGCCCAUGCCUACACGCCAGGCAAAAGGGGGAGGGAAGAAAAAAUAACCACACCAUAGGAUUUUUAGGGUUUUUUUUAAUGUGCCUGUCCUUUUAAUUCUUAGCCAUAAGGCCAUCAGUGGCAGAAUUCAACCAUUUCCUACAUUGGCUAACAUUGUAUUCUGGCUGACUAGAUUAGUCUAACAUUUUGUAGUUUAUAUUUGCACUGUUAACAAUGUGUGCUGCUGGUAUUUUAAGAACAUUUGCCUCUGUUCUUUCACUUUAACUUCAUACAAGCAUUUUUUUACUCUGUGCCAGGCAUUCAUUGCUUUUCUUACAAAUACAAGUCAUUUCUUGAGGCA
Oxyura jamaicensis (ruddy duck) is the source of this 3611-nucleotide messenger RNA. RefSeq lists its product as uncharacterized. The record is from RefSeq and is a predicted model, not a curated record. The transcript has 2 exons. NCBI's taxonomy places the organism in Eukaryota, Metazoa, Chordata, Aves, Anseriformes, Anatidae. The coding region runs from base 2380 to 3318 and encodes 312 amino acids.